CCUCAAAUCCAUAAUGACCAAAAUCCCUAAUAAAUCCCAAGAUUUUUAAUUAGCAAAUCCAUGACAAAACCCUCGUUAUAAAAUCCUUGAAGCAAACGACCCCUAAAUUUUGAACCUCCUUCGACUAUCAUGACAAAGACGAUAAAAUCUCUUACUUCCUCAAAAUGUUGAUUGUCGCUCAAUUCAGAGACAAGCUGACUACUACGAGUUCUAUUGCUAAAUCACCAUUCUAGCAAAAUUAGAGUUUCCAUUCUUGUCUCAUCUUUCUUCUGAAGUUCACUAACGGAACUCAACUUGGAGUUAGAUUGGAAUAAGAUAAAAACCUAGACUAAAGAAUAGAUCUCAAAGGGUAAGUCACCUUUGAGCUUGAGACGUGAAGCAAUAGGUCGAACUCGGUUAACAAAACAUCCUAUGCACGUGUGUCUCUUCUUACUCUCCUUUAUUGUGUGUUUGCUUCUCACACGAACAUUACCUUGUCCAUUUAAGCUUGAAGACGAUUUGAUAAGGGUCAAAUCCCAUUUCGUGAAACUCUUGGACUUUAGCAAUGGGUCAAACCCAACACAAGUCUAUUUGACCGGGCCAUAAUUAAUCGUGUUUAUUUAUCUCAUUUCAUACGAUUAUUUGUAUGCUACACUGCGUGUUGUAGGAUUAUCCCUAGUUAAAAUAUCUGAUAGAUGAAUUAUAUGGAGAUGUAUCAGAAAAGUUUAAGAAAUAGUUAUAAAAAAAAAAGCUAAUCCAGUAAUCCUAAAUUACUUUUGCGUGCACAAAUUGAUAGAUUUAUUUGGCAUUGUAAUUAACUAAUUAUAUUGAACAUGUUUAGUUAAAACUAAAGAUGAACUAUGACGGGACGGAAUCCUUGUAGCAUUCAGCCGGAAACCUCCCUCUCCUUGUCCGGAAAAGAAAAGGGGGGAAAGGAAAUCAAUUAAAAGGGGGGCAAUUUUCCGGCAUGAAACCCUGCAGAGCGAUUCCCGUCGAGUUUCUUGCUUCAGCGCAUUUCAACAGAGAACUAGAAGGGGCGAAAUCGGCUGCGAAUCGCGCGGCACCGUUGUGGAGGAGGUCAAGAUGAAAUCGGCACCGCGGCGGAACACCCUGGCCGGGUACCUGGACCAGCUGGCCGACUCGGAGAAGCACAAGGCGCGGGCGAGGGAGGCGGCGCUGGAAGGCAUGGUCCAAGAGCUGGCCAGAAUGCUGAAGCGGGACGAGGAGUUCCUCGACUCGAAUCGGAUGAGCUUGGUGGACCAGUGCCUCCGCGUCGUCAAAAAGGGGCGGUCGGCGGCGGAGCUCUUGAUGGCGGCGCGUGCGAUUGGGCUGGUGGCGAUGAUCCUCGAUGACAUGGACGCUGCUCACGAGAUCUAUCGCGAUUCCGCCCCGAAGCUGUUUGACGCUGUGAAGUCGAGCAGCUCCAAGCUGACGAUGCCCGCUCAGGUCCUCGAGUGUUUUGCCGUCCUCACUUUCUUCGGAGGAUAUCUCUCGGAGCAUCGGCUGGAAUCAAUGGCCAUGAUUUGGGCCUGCUUUUUCCACGAUUCUAGUGACGAUGGCCAAGGGAAGAAGAAAGAGCAUUCACCAGAACUUGUUGCAGCUGCCGUAUCAUCUUGGUGCUUCAUUCUGUCCAGCGAUCAUUGUGGUAUCAGCCGAGCCCACUGGCUAACAGCAAUUCCUUGCUUCUACCAUCUUCUGGGCCACGACAACGAAUCCGUCGUCCUCGCAGCAGCCGAGGCACUAGCUCUCGUCUUCGAGAUUGAUUCGCUCAUGAGUGUUCCCAACUCUGCUGCUGUGGACGAUAAUGGAACACACGGAUCGUCUUCAUCAUCGUCUUCUUCAUCGUAUCACCUAUCCAAACACGACAUUGCUAAAAAACUGAACGAGAGGGAGAGGAUGCUUGCGAUGGAAGCAACCGAUGAUGAUGAAGAGGGAAAAGAGCAACAAGAGAACAUCGCGGCUUCCAGGCUGGCGUUGGUGGCUAGGUUCUUCGAAGAAGGCAGCUCUUGCAAGAGUUUGGAGGCGACGAGGAAGGAGGGCGUGAUGUUGACAACGUGGUCGGAGAGGUCGCAGAUGGCAUUUCUAGAGGGAUUUCUAGGAAGAGAAACGUUAGCAGAGCACAUCAAGGUGAACAAGCAGUUGCAAAGUAUGUUCAAGUCGAAGAUGGCGACGAAGAAGAAGAAGCUGGUUGGUGAGAAGCCGACGGUUAUGGCCUAUGACGUAGAGAGGGAAGAAGUGAAGUCUCGUCUUCUCUACAAGCCAGAACUGAAGUGGAAGCCCGACGAGGAUGGCUCGCUAUAUACCGAGGGGAGCAAGCAAAGGCUGAUCCAGAAGAAACUCACCCAAUCGCCUGCUUCUUGGUUGAGCAAGGCGAGGACUCAGCACAUGAAGAAGCUGCGCCAAGUAGCAGCUACUGACCGCAGCAAGAACGUAAUGGAUCCCGACUACGACUAACUCCACAAACUGACCCCAAAACUCCUGCAGCUUUCUUUCCUUUCCAGUUUCAAUUCUUUUUGUGUUAAGCUGUUAGUUUCUUUUUGUUUCCUUAUCCAUAUUAAUUUAUGCAUUGAUUGAUUGUUUUUAUCAGCAAAGUAACUAGUCGUUUAGAAUUAUAACGAUAAUCUACGACUUCAGAGCUCAGUUCAGAGUAGCAAAACACAUAAUGGCCAUGCCUGAGGAAUGCCGAAUGUACAGAUGUCAUAACCAAACAAGAUUUACAUUGGCUAAAAUCAAAUCCUAACUCCUAAUUUCCUAAUAAGCACCACAGAUAAGAAGACUGGAAAAGAUGAGCACCAACUCGGAUCAGUGUAACCAUCUUAGCCCCCAAGGAUGAAGGCUUUGCAAAUUGUCCGUUUCUCGUCCCAUGAUCACCUGGCCAGAGGCCUCGAUCCUGCACCAACCAAUGAGAUACAUACAUAUAAGGAUGUAGAAGAUGCUACAAUUAGCUGACUGAGUUUGGUCUUGCCUACUAAGUGGGGUUAAGAGUUUCUGUUUGGUGUUGGAACCGAUGUAGCACCGGGGAAGUGGGGGAAAGGCAAUAAAGAUUUCAAGAAGCAUAUGGCCUUACUGUGAUUGUUAAGAUUUCAAAAGAAGAACUUACUGCUUGGUCGCUUCAUGUUCCUGCAGAACUUGCUACCACACUUGCACUGAAAUUUCUUGUUGGGUUGAUCAUUGUCAUCAUCGAAGUCGAUGCCAUAAUCCUGCAUGGACCGAACAUCAAUUCUUCAAGAAAAAAUCCAAUGUGGC
Messenger RNA from Linum trigynum, 3225 nucleotides. The record is from the annotation of a GenBank genome assembly. NCBI's taxonomy places the organism in Eukaryota, Viridiplantae, Streptophyta, Magnoliopsida, Malpighiales, Linaceae.